Molecule: messenger RNA, 1180 nt
Organism: Camelina sativa (false flax)
Lineage: Eukaryota; Viridiplantae; Streptophyta; Magnoliopsida; Brassicales; Brassicaceae
Source: RefSeq, a predicted model, not a curated record
GAAUUAAAUAUGUGUUGACUACUUGUAACAAAAAAAAAAAGACAAAACAAAACAAAACCCUCUUCUUCGGGGCAUUUAAAUGCAACGACCACCAAAGUCUCUCUUCUCUGUCUUUGUCUCUCUAAACUUCAAACUUCAAACACCGUCACACUCACACACACACGCCAUGGGAGAAGAAGAAACCGAACAAGUCUCUUCCUCCUUCUUCUCUCAUCCUCUCUUCUCCUGUUUCAUCACUCUCUACGUUCUAAUCCUCAUCUACUUCCCUAUUGAGUUGCUUAGAAUCUCUCUCUCCCCUGUUCUCCUCAUCUCCGGAGCUCUCCUCCUCUCUCUUCUCUAUCACGGGUCGACCCGAGAAUCCAACACCCGACCCGAUACAAGCAACGAGAAUCUCGAGGAGACAGCUGAAGACUACUACUCUAACGUUGUUCUGGUUCAAGAUUCCGACAAGAAGCCCGAUCAUUUGACGUGUGGUUUUGUGGAGUGGAACUUGAGAGCUCCAUUGGAAGUGAUACACGAAGCUUACGAAGAGAACGAUGAAGACGAAGAAGAAGAAGAGAACCCGGGUGGUGAAAAAGACCCGACCCGGUUUAAAGAAAUCGUGAGGUUUCCGUCGUUGUCUCUCUGUUACCCAGAAUCAGAUUCGGAUUCGGAUUCUGCUUCGUCGUCGGAAUUCAAUUUCCCGGAGAUCGGUGACUGGAACUCGCCGGAGAACAUGGGAUUCAGAUGGGAAGAGGAGGACGACGGCGGUGGAACUGGAGGAGGAGAAGGUUUGAUUGAGAUAAAGCUUGAUCGUAGCUAUAAUAAUAACAAGAGCAAGAUGAUGAUGAUGAGUAAAUGGAAUCAAACAGAGUUGGAUUUUCAUGGAGAGGACGAAGAUGGUUUGAUCGAAAUCGAUCUUUUCCCAUAGAAAGAAGACAAAUUAAUUGAUAACCAAACCAAUCCAAACCAAAAAGAAUUGUUCGGUUAAAUUCGGCUAUCUUGACCUUUAACCAGAAUACAUGAACCAAAUUCUAUACAAAUCGGUUCAAAUUGACAGGCGGCUCUAUAAGCCUCUUUUAUUCCAUGUCAAUUUUUCAAUUUUUGAGUCUUCAUCUUCUUCAUUAGCAAUCUUUGUCAUUAGUUAUGGAGAUAUAUUCAGAUAAGUAUGAUAAUGAAUAGUUUUUGUUAUUUUACAUUA